Molecule: messenger RNA, 1968 nt
Organism: Monascus purpureus
Lineage: Eukaryota; Fungi; Ascomycota; Eurotiomycetes; Eurotiales; Aspergillaceae
Source: the annotation of a GenBank genome assembly
AUGACUCGAGCCGCCAAAUCAGAAGAUAACGGUCCCAGUGACGCUGGACGUCCGAAGGGGCGCAUCCGUCGCUCCAUGACGGCUUGCCAUACCUGCCGGAAGCUGAAGACUCGUUGUGAUUUGGAUCCGCGCAGCCAUGCAUGCCGUCGCUGCCUUUCGUUAAGGAUUGAAUGUGAGCUUCCGGAAACGCCAGAUCGCUUCCAGGAUAACGGUUACUUCUGGCCCGACACCUCGGCCACGGCCAUUCCGUGUCUCGAGGAGCGUCUCUCCUCCCUGGAAAGAGGUAUGGGCGAAAUGACUCGCAUGAUGCGGCAGAUGAUCGAGCGGACCUCGAUGAGUGCUUCAUGCGGCACGAGCUCCCAGUUGUCCAAAAGCCUCUACGAUGAGCCUCUAGCGGGGGAGGGCGCGUCGACAUUAUCGAUGUGGCCUCCCCUCUCUCUGCCCAAGCCAGUUCGUCUGAUCCGAGACUUACAGUCCGAGUUCUUUGGGAAACCGGACGGUUCGUCCGCCGAUGCCCAGCUCAUGGGUGAUGCCGGCACGAGAGAGAUUGUAGACUCGAAGUUGUCGCAGAAACUGGUCCAACUAUUCGUGGACCAUUUCGGCUCCUGGGUCUCCAUAGAGAACCCGUCUGAUGUUCAAACCGACCCGUUGCUGUUUAGCACAGCCUGUCUCCUCGCCUCUCGGUAUGUACCCGACAUGCCACAACCUGUGGUCAAGAGUUUGUACCAUCGCGUGAGAAAUUCCAUAGCCAGUAUACUGUGGACUCCACCUCCUUUGAAGUACGAGACCCUCCAGGCCCUGACUCUUCUCUGUCUGUGGUCCUGGACGGCAUCGCAAGAAGCCCUUAUGGAUAGCUGGUUGUUGAGCGGGAUCUCGAUCAACCAUGCAAUACUGUCUUUUGAUUUCCUAAAUCGGCCGCCAGUCGACCAAAUCGUUGACGAUGACAUGUUCAAGAAAUUGCGUUUAUGGAAUGCCUUAUGUCUGAGCCAGCUGCACUUCGCGGUUGGAAAUGCUCGGCCAUUCAACCUGCAAGAGAGAUAUCUUGAUCAUUGUCCGCGGGUCCUCUCCAAUCCUAAUGCUACCUUUGAGGACGGCAAAGUCGUUGCGGAAAUUCAACUUUACUCAGCGACGUUGAAGCUCCAAAGCAAUAGCGCACGCAUGCGAUUUGCCGACUAUGAAUACGAAGAGAUCGAACAGUGGAAGAUGGAGUGGGCUCAUCUUCUCAGAGAACCCCCUUCAACGCUCGACAUCAGCCUCGGAUUCUGUCAACUCCUCCUCCACCGCACCGCGAUGCGCACGCAGUGGGAAUCAGAACGAUUCAUCCCCGAAAUCAUCCAGACCUCUCGCCUCAUCAUUUCGAAAUUCUUGCAGUUGGAUCCCUUCACUGCCCUGAACAGGAUCGACCACGUCUUCUCCAUGGUCUGCUACGCCGCCGUGACUCUAUGCGACUUCUACGUCGUGGAACCGCUCAUCGACCAGAUCCAGGUCUUUCUGUUCCACAUCGCGCCCAGCGACGACCACGUUGCCUACCGGUUCGCGUGCAUCAUCAGCGAAGUCAAACGCCGGUGUAGCAACUACGCCGACGCGACGGGCAGCGCCAGCACGGCCAGCACCAGCGCCACGGACCUCUCGCGUCUGAACGCGAUCAAGCAAUCCCCGUUCGCGGGAUCAUCGUCUCCGUUCGGUACGGGGACCCCCCAGUCACCGGGGGUCAGUCUGGACCAGGUCCCAUUCAUACCGCCGGUGAUGGACGUGGUCGAUGCAGACAGCUACGGGACGCUGAAUCAGUUAGUCCCGGAGUUUAUGCCUUCGCAUUCCACUUCGCAUCCUCAUCCGAUUGUCCAUGCACAUGCACAUGCUCAGGCUCAUCCACCCGUACAUACUUCGCACCCCUCGGCACUCCCCGGCGGAGUGUUUCAUAACGUGCCCCUAACCAACGGCAUUCCUGUUUCUGUUAGUAUAGUCUGA